UUUUAUACAUCAAAAUAAAGAUAAAAAUGACAAGAAAAUUAUUGUUCAAACCCUUUAAUUCUAUAUAAGUUUUCAAAGAUCUCGAAAUUCUUAAAGCUAUUUUAGUGUAAUGGUUAAGGUUAUGUAGGUGAGUUAUAUGAUACUACAGUGUAAACAAGUAAAUGUUUCUAUAAAGUUAUGAAGAUUUCCUAUAAGUUAACAAUUUCAAAACUAAGCAGUUGAUACAAUUUGAUAUUCCUGAGUCGGAAAUUUCCGCAAUCUUAAACGUUUUUAUUUAUUUAUUUAACUAGCUAGAGUUUUGUGCUCACAUGCUUGCCUCCACUACAACGAUACUUGUAGAAAAUUAUUAAUUUAUUAUUGCCAAUGUAAAGUAACAAACACAAAGGGCCUGAAUCUCAUUUGAUUCUCUGAAGAUAUUGCUGUAAAUACCAUAGUAACCAUACAUUGGAUCUAGUCUAGUACUAGGGCAUGUUGUAAUUUUAUCUGUUACAUUUACGAUCUGUUAGGGUUGUUUUUUUGGCUACUAACUCUACUAUAACAUGAUGUGGAUAGAUAACGCUUUGUUUGGAAUAAUCACAUAACGUCAGUCUAGAAAAUCUUAUGAUAGGUGUUUGAGAUGUAAUCGGUCUAGAACCGCGAUGUUACCAAACUUGUACUACCAGUACCACGUUAUUACUUUCUCUAAUAUUCUGUAUUUUCAUCAAAAUUAUCAAGUUUUUUUUUAUCACACCUUGAUCUUGUAGUUUCUUACAUGUUUUUUUUGUAGUUUCUUACUUCAAUAAACAUACAUCUUAUAAUUAACUCUUUGCGAAUUUGCGAUGUAUGCGGUCUAUAAACACAUUAUCAUCAAUAUUUAACCGUUACCUAUGUCUUGCUUUAUAGUAAAACUGUAUUGUAAUGUUACCAAGAUCUUUGACGUCACCAAUUAACUUGAAAGGACAGGGAGGGUACAAUAAAGUAGAAAAAGGGAAAAGAGAAGCAAGGAGGAAAGCUGUGUUCACACAUGUGACACUUCUUUGCUAUGCCUUGAAGAAUCAGACAACGCUUGUGGAACGUAGAGACUUUGAUCCCAAUACCACUCCUUAAUGUAUGCCCAUCCUAUCAUUAUUUCACAACGCAUAUUAACUAAUGUCUAAAAGUUAUUUCCUUGAAAUGCUAUAUUAUAAAUAAUAUAUAUGGGUUCUAAUAAUAUAUGCCGGUGAUUUGUUUUCCCUCCAUAUUGCAACAAAUUUUAAUAUGCCACAUCCAGGGGAGAAUAUGCAUUUUAUAAAAAUGUAUAGACUAAAAUAAAGAACUUUUUAAGCAAAAAGAUAAAAAUUUCAAAAAGCACAAUACUCAAUAAAUUGGAUUAAAAAAUGUUACUAUCAUAUUUUCACAUACAAGAAAUUCUAACAAGUUCUAAUAAUACUCUAACCAAAAUCAAAAGGUACAAUAACACAAGUAAUAAAAACUUAUGAUCAAAAGCAGGGAAAAAGAAAUUCAAAUUUAAUGCAAAGUUAACCUCCCAAUAAAUUGGAUUUUCGAAGGAAGUAAUAUUCACUUGGAAACUUUUAGGACUAGCUCGAAUUCUUGUUAGUGCAAAACACCUCUAAUGACGCUUGUCUGAAAGUUGCAAUUGUAUUCAGAUUUAAAUAUUUAAACCCUAAUCUUAUUUAUUCUAGCGCUGAACCAAAUUUUAAACGUACGCUAAACACUAUUUGUAAAAUAAUUUUGACUCUAUACAAUCAUUUUCACUAAACAAAUGUAACAUGUCAUACUAUAACGAUGACAUGAUUUAUGGAUAAGUGUUAUAAAAAAAAAACUCUAAAUCCAAUGGACAUGCAUAAAUCAAAGCAUACCGCUAACCAGUGCAAAACAUAUUGGAUUACACCUUAAGACUAUGAAUCAGAGCGGUUCAAUUUCUCCCGGUUUAUAUUUUUCUUAUUGAUCCCGGUUUAGAAGCUUACUCCAAACCCGGUUAAUAGUUAAAAUUAAAAUCCAUAAUCCGUUUAGGUUUAACUUAGUCGGUUGACGCAAAUCUACUUUUCCUUCGCGUACGACUUCUCUUAACUGAAUCGGACGACGUCGGAAUCAAUGAGCCUCUCCGCCGCCGUCAAAGCCAAGAACUCUACUCUAAUCUCUUUGAUGCGACUAUCCUCCUUUUCUUCCGCCACUUCAUCAACAGUCUCCUUGAAACCAAGCGGGCGGUUACAGCAAACUCUCGCGGCGUCUGUGGAAGUGAACGGUAAGGCUCUGCAUUCCGGUAAGCUCUCGACGGUGAAGCUACUUCCGGCGAUCGCGGGAGCUGGGAGGUACUUCGAGUUUCGUUCGAGAUCAAUCCCGGCGUCGAUUGAGUUUGCGCAGGAGUCGCCUCUCUGCACAACGCUGUUGAAAGACGGUCUCAGGAUCCGAACCGUCGAGCACUUGUUAUCAGCUCUUGAGGCUAAGGGCGUUGAUAACUGCAGAAUUCAAAUCGAGAGCGAGAGUCCAGAUGAUCGGGAAGUCGAGGUCCCUAUUUGUGAUGGAUCAGCUAAAGAAUGGGUCGAUGCGAUCGAAGAAGCUGGCAUAAACGUAGCUCAAAACCAUGGUGGGGAAAAUGUGGAGAAGAUGGUAGCACAUGUGAACAAGCCUGUCUACGUUUGCAAGAACGAUUCUUUUGUAGCUGUGUUCCCUGAUUUAGAGACUCGCAUUACUUGUGGUAUCGACUUCCCACAGGUGCCUGCCAUAGGCUGCCAGUGGUUUUCUUGGAAGCCUGAACAUGACUCUUCCUUUGCAAAAGAUAUUGCACCGUCUAGAACGUUUUGUGUCUACGAAGAGGUGGAGAGAAUGCGUGAAGCAGGGCUUAUUAAAGGAGGUUCUCUGGAUAAUGCAAUCGUUUGUAGCGCCGAGCAUGGAUGGAUGAACCCUCCCCUGCGGUUUGAUAACGAAGCAUGUCGACAUAAGAUCUUGGACCUUAUCGGCGACCUGUCUCUUGUGGCACAGGGCGGAAAUGGUGGAUUCCCUGUGGCUCACGUCGUCGCGUUUAAGGCGGGUCAUGCACUGCACACUGAGUUGGCACGUCAUCUUACCAUCGACUGAGAAGAGUAUGCUCGUUGCCUACCACAUUCCGCAGAAGAUUUUGAUCCUCUUUUUGUUUUGUUUCUUUACCCAAAGACACUACCAAUAAGUGAAUUUUUGGUUUUGCCCAAAUCGAGUUUUAUUACUCUUAAGGUUUGGAUGAUUUAGUUUUGGAUGAUUAGAAUAUUACUGAUAUUAGAAUAUUCAGAUGAUUAGAGUUCAAGAAUGGAGGUCCGUCUCAUCUUGUUGUGAUUGUUGUACUAGUGUUCCUGUCUUUGUGUUGAUAUUUUUUUCUGCUCUCAUUAUGUCUCGGUGUCA
Molecule: messenger RNA, 3354 nt
Organism: Brassica rapa (field mustard)
Lineage: Eukaryota; Viridiplantae; Streptophyta; Magnoliopsida; Brassicales; Brassicaceae
Product: probable UDP-3-O-acyl-N-acetylglucosamine deacetylase 1, mitochondrial
Biological process (GO): lipid A biosynthetic process
Molecular function (GO): UDP-3-O-acyl-N-acetylglucosamine deacetylase activity
Source: RefSeq, a predicted model, not a curated record